Molecule: messenger RNA, 1761 nt
Organism: Hydractinia symbiolongicarpus
Lineage: Eukaryota; Metazoa; Cnidaria; Hydrozoa; Anthoathecata; Hydractiniidae
Product: translocation protein SEC62-like
Exons: 9
Coding region: 71-1168 (365 amino acids)
Biological process (GO): post-translational protein targeting to membrane, translocation
Cellular component (GO): endoplasmic reticulum; endoplasmic reticulum membrane
Source: RefSeq, a predicted model, not a curated record
UAUAAAAUAUGAUGGUCGCCGGAUUACGUACGCGUGGUCCUUGCAUUACCACCAACACAUUUUCCUAAAAAUGGCCGACAAGAAAGCAGUAAAGAAAAGGAAGAAGGGAUCAAAUGAGGAAGAGAAGCCUAGUAAAGAUGAAACAGCUGUUGCAAAGCACAUGCGUUUUAAUAUGCCGACCAAAAAAGCUACAAUGUAUGGUGAUGAAGUCUUCUACUUCAUGGGUUCAAAAGCAGUUGACUUUUUAAUGGACUCCAAAUGGGCCAGUGGAGCAAAGAGUACUGUUUCUUUCACACAUAGAGACUCCAUAGCAUCCUUUCUAACCAGGCUUUUAAAUUAUGGCAUGUUCAGUCGAGUGCAUUUAGUAAAAACAGAAAAAAAGGUUAAAGAUAAAAAGAAGGAUGGGGAUAAGAAAAAAGACGAGAAGAAAAAUGAGACAAAAGAAGACAAGAAAUCAGAUGUGAAAGACAUGAAGGAGGAAAAGAAAACUCCUGGCAGUCCGAAAGUCAAGCGCGAUAAGGAUGGAAAAGAAGUGAAAAAAGUAAAAAAGAAGGUGAAGAUUACGUUAGAACCCCAUGAGCAGCAAGUAUUUUUUGACAGUGAUGAUGAGGCAUAUGUAUGGAUAUAUGAUCCUGUUAGUUGGAAGACAUUUAUAUUGGGAGUUUUGCUUGUUCUUCUUAUUAUUGGUAUAUGUUUGUUUCCUCUCUGGCCUGAAAGUGUGCGUGAAUAUAGUUGGUACAUUAGUGUUGCUGGAGCCAUCUUUGUUGGUACCAUCCUUGUGCUGGCAGUCUUACGAUAUAUAAUAUAUGGCUUCUUGUGGAUAGUGACAGUUGGUAAAUUGCAUUUCUGGCUACUCCCCAAUUUGACUGCAGAAUGUGGAUUUCUGGAAUCUUUUGUUCCUGUAUAUGAAUAUGAAAUUAAGAAGGGAGACGAUAAAAAUAAAAGCGAAAAAGAGGAGAAAGAAGAAAAAGAAAAAGUUGUCGAAAAGGAAAAAGAAGAGCCAGAGUCUGAUAAAACGAAAGAUGUGAAUAAAGAAGAAAGUUUGCCGGAAAAAAAUAAAAAUGACAGUGAGGAUAGCUCAGCAAGUCAAAAAGAUGACGAGUGGGUGAAAGUGAAAAAGGGGGACCUUGAUGAUGAAGUUGAGCAAAAACAGGAAGUUGAAUGCUAAUCUUCUGUUUUACUGUUAUUUUCAAACAACUUGAAUUAUUUAUUACCCGGAAUCUUUAAUUUUCUUCUUUUGUGAUAUUGUAACAAUUCCAACAAUGUAAAAUUCUAUUUUUUCUACUCUCAUUUACAUUGUUUCCCAUAAAAUGUUUUAAAAUGAACCUUUUUUUGUUGCUGUUACGAAUUUAUAUUAUGAAGAUAUUUACAAAAGAUUUUAAAUAGAGAAUAAUGUAUACAGAUGUUAUUUUUCACACAGUGUCGCACUAUUUUGUAAUGCAAUUUUCAGUCCCGCUUAUUUUGUUGCAAUUUUUUAUGCAUAGUUUUUUCUGCUUGUGUUUUCAUAAUCACUCCUGGCUUAAAAAAUGUAUUGAGAAUACAAACAUCCCUGUAUUUUCCAUCAAAGAGAGCUUUUAUAUCGUUUGGCCUAAGGUUCUUUUUGGUUCAUUUGUUUCCAUGACAGCAAGAUGUACCAUUUUGUUUAGUUGUAGACGAAAUAUCUUAAUUUUAAUCAAACCAAAAUUAGUUAUCUGUGACAGGUGUUAUGAUAUUGAUUUGAAAACAUGUAUGUUUUUUUCUUGAUUGAUAUUUAUGAUCACA